Panicum virgatum (switchgrass) is the source of this 405-nucleotide messenger RNA. Its product is annotated as E3 ubiquitin-protein ligase RDUF1-like. Gene Ontology annotation, molecular function: ubiquitin protein ligase activity. Lineage: Eukaryota; Viridiplantae; Streptophyta; Magnoliopsida; Poales; Poaceae. Bases 1 to 405 code for a protein of 134 amino acids. The record is from RefSeq and is a predicted model, not a curated record. Gene Ontology annotation, biological process: ubiquitin-dependent protein catabolic process. The transcript has a single exon.
AUGCGCACCGCGCCCCACGAGUUCUACGGCGGCACGAUGGUGGCCACGCCCAGCGUCGACGUGGACGUCGGCGACGACGGCUCGGCGCCCGCUUCUUUCACCGCGUGGUUGGCGAGCGGCCGGUUCGGCGGCGUGCCGGCCGCGGCCAGCGCCGUGGCAGACCUGCCGGAGACGACGGUGACCACGGGCGGCGACGGCGAGGAGACCUGCUGCGCGGUGUGCCUGGAGGGGUACGAGGCCGGCGACGCGCUGAGGACGAUGCCGUGCGCGCACGCGUUCCACGGGGAGUGCAUCGUGGAGUGGCUCUCGGUCAGCAGCUUCUGCCCGCUCUGCCGCUUCAAGCUGCCCACCCAGGCGGAGAAGGACGCCGCCGGCCAACACCAACAGGCGGCGCGCCUGGGAUAG